UUUUGGGCGUCGAAGUCAAGGCUGUAUACGAAGGACCAGUGACUGUCUGACCCUUGAGGCCUCGGAAAUGAUUGUGAUUGACUUUCCUGAUGCAGCCUCCAUGAAGUCAGCCAGUAAUGCCCGUGCAGUGGUCUCAUCCUCCCAUAUAGAACUAUUGCUUAAUGAUGGGCAAGCCCCCGAUAGAAUCAUGAGGAGAAUGAAUUCAGACAGUGUAAUAGAACAGAUGCAAGAAGGCCUGGCAUGUAGCAGCAAUUCGUCCCUGGGUGUGGGUGAUCACUGUCAGCCGCCUGGUGGACUGGAACAUCCAGGCAUCAAGCGGUUCUCAAGGGCCAGCGAUACAUCCAGUAUAUACUCGGGAUCUGAUAUGAUGCACUCAUCUCUGGAUGAUUUAGACGUGCAGGACGUGGAUCUCAGUGGCCUGACCAAGAGUUUGGCAGGCUCCGAUGAUGAGGAAGGAUAUGCUGAGUCUGCUGAGACUUUUUCCAUCCGAGAUGCAGAGAGGGACUGUUUAGAAAAAGAGCCAUCAGAACGCACAGAAGAGGACAUUCAAGUGCUUCUUAAUUUUACCCAGCACUUGAAGGCUUUCUCCAAUAUGACAGAGCACACUCGCCGUCUGUUGUGUGAGGUGAUGGUUUUUGCCAUCGUCCCUAAGGAAGGGACCAUCGUCAUGAAGGAAGGGGAGGAGUUAGACUCUUGGUCGGUCAUUCUUAAUGGAGAAGUGGAAAUUACACGGUCAAAUGGUGCCAAAGAAAGAUUACAAAUGGGGGAUAGUUUUGGAAUCAGCCCAACUAUGGAGAAGCUGUAUCACCAGGGGGUCAUGAGAACCGUAGUCAAUGACUGCCAGUUUGUUUGUGUGGCCCAGUCCAGUUACUAUAGGAUCCUCCACCAGGGCGAGGAGAAUAUAAAACGACAUGAAGAGAAGGGCAAAGUCGUGAUGGUAACAGAGCACAGGGAGCUGGAUGGAGGUGAAAGGAAAGGUCAUAUAGUUAUCAGGGGAACCAGUGAAAGACUGAUGCAGCAUUUGAUAGAAAGCCAUUCUGCAAUAGACCCUAACUAUGUGGACGACUUCCUGCUUACCUACCGCACAUUUCUCAGUAGCCCUUUAGACUUGGUCAAACGGUUGCUGGAGUGGUUCCAGACUGAUGAACUGAAGACCAGUGUAACCCGGGUAGUCUUGCUGUGGGUAAACAAUCACUUUAACGAUUUUGAGACCAACCCGGACAUGUGUGAUUUCCUCGAACACUUUGAAUGCCUGUUGGAGCGUGAGUCAGAAAUUGACUUUGAGAAAAUGAUGGGCCAGCUAAGCUUGUUAAACAUGGCAUGUGCUGCCAAGGCAAGGGUGCGAACUGUAACCCUUACGAGAGCCACCCGGGAAGAAAUGCUCAAUUUCUCUAUACUGGGCGGGUUGGAGAGAAACCAUGGCAUUUUUGUUACAAAAGUCCAACCUGGAUCAAAGGCAGCAGAAGCAGGCCUCAAGAGAGGUGAUCAGAUCCUGGAGGUAAAUGGCCAGAAGUUUCAGCAGAUUUACUACAACAAGGCCCUGGAAAUACUUAGGGGCACAACACAUCUGUCCAUCACAGCCAAGUCAAACUUGCAAGAGUUCAAGGAAAUGUUACGAGCUUCAGAGAAGGUCACCCCUCGUAAAGUCAAGCGAGACGAUGGAAAUGUACCCAACCCAAAACAAAGACUCUCAGUACCCGACCUUGACUCCUCAGUGCCCAUGUUCCACUUGGAUUUAGCCGAUGACAAGAAAGUUGAGAAGCGUGGGGGGAUAUUUGGUACCAACUCUCGCCUGCGGAAAGCAUUGACUCGAAUAAACAUUAUACCUAAAAACUUAAAUGGCAAAGAGACCGCUUCCAUAAACCACUCAGAUGAAAGCCUGUACUCGAAGCCCUCCAGGAAGUCCUCCACAUCCUCCUCCUCAUCCAAUCCUGGCAGUACCUUGAGCAGUCAUUUAAGUGCAAGUAAUCCGGAUAUCACAUUAGCUGGGCUCGGAGUGGAUGUCCGCAGUGAUGUGCCGGAGCAUGCAGUCAAAGUAUUCCGAUCCGACCAGUCUUUCAAGUACUUGUUGAUUCAUAAAGAGACUACGGCGAAGGAAGUGGUGAUGCUUGCACUGCAAGAGUUUGGUGUUACGGAGCCUAGCUGUAACUUUUCCCUGUGUGAGGUCACAGUUGAGAUGGAAAAGUUUGUGAAAACCAAACGUUUACCAGACUGCCUCAACAACCUACCGGAAAGAUUAAAUCUCAACGGACGGUAUUACCUCAGGAACAACCUGGUCACAGAGCAGCUGGUCCCCGAUGACCUCAUUGGGCAGCUGUUGGCUGAGAGCCAGAUCAGCUUGCUACAGCUGAAUACACACGAACUAGCAUGGCAGCUGACCCUCAAUGACUAUCGUGUGUUCCGGGAGAUCGAGCCCACAGAAUAUGUGGAUGAUCUGUAUGGGCUGGAAUCUAAAUACGGGUGUCAGCAGCUUCACAAGUUUGCAGAACUGGUGAACAAAGAGAUGUUUUGGGUUAUAACUGAGAUCUGCAGUGAAAACAAUCUAGUCAAGCGAACCAAACUGCUGAAGCACUUUAUUGAAAUUGCAAAACACUGUAAGGAUUCCAAGAACUUUAAUUCCAUGUUUGCCAUCUUGAGCGGCCUGGGCCACGGGUCUGUUUCCCGUUUGAAGAUGACUUGGGAGAGAUUACCUGGCAAAUAUUGUAAACUGUUUGAGGAUCUACAAUCAUUGAUGGAUCCUUCACGCAAUAUGGCCAAGUACCGUAAUCUCAUCAACAGUGAGCACGUACAACCCCCUUAUAUUCCAUUUUAUCCAGUCUUCAAGAAGGAUCUGACUUUCAUCCACCUUGGCAAUGAUUCCUUUAUAGAUGGGCUCAUCAACUUUGAGAAGCUACGUAUGAUUGCCAAGGAGGUUAGACACAUCUGCAACAUCUGCUCCACUAAAUAUGAUUCCAGUAGCAUGUUCCUCAGCACCAACAGCACCUUCCAGAGCACCCUGGUCUCAGGCAUGACCACACUGAAGCGCACAAAAAACAGAAGAGGCUCUGCAUUGCCCAACGCCAAGAAAAUGUAUGAAGAGGCACAGAUGGUCCGCCGAGUCCGGUCGUACCUCAGCAAUAUACCCAGUAUUACAGACGAAGACAAGAUCACAGAACUAUCCAAUCAGUGUGAAACUCCAGUUAAAAGGAGAGACCAGUCCCCUAGUGUCAACAAUUCACCUAACAUGGAGGAUAAGAGGGUCUUGUCAGCGCUGGGACCAAAGUUUGGUGCCGAAUCCCCUGGCGCGGUGCGCAAACUGAUGGCACUUUCUGACAAAGUGAAGCCCCACGAUCCCAGAAUUCCAGUGGGGAAGCUCGCCAGUCCUGUCAGUAACCGCAAGGGGCCUGCACCCAAGUCACCCAGGAUUGGCCCCUCUCGGCCGAUACCUGUCAAUUUGACACCUGAAAGUUCAUGCUUGGGUCAAGGGCCAAGGAAACAGCAAGAUAGAAUGG
Molecule: messenger RNA, 3491 nt
Organism: Candidula unifasciata
Lineage: Eukaryota; Metazoa; Mollusca; Gastropoda; Stylommatophora; Geomitridae
Source: the annotation of a GenBank genome assembly